Messenger RNA from Stegastes partitus (bicolor damselfish), 3387 nucleotides. RefSeq names its product cannabinoid receptor 1 (gene cnr1). Gene Ontology annotation, molecular function: cannabinoid receptor activity. The transcript has 2 exons. Gene Ontology annotation, cellular component: membrane. Lineage: Eukaryota; Metazoa; Chordata; Actinopteri; Pomacentridae. Bases 330 to 1739 code for a protein of 469 amino acids. Gene Ontology annotation, biological process: G protein-coupled receptor signaling pathway. The record is from RefSeq and is a predicted model, not a curated record.
AGACGCUGGAGGCGGUAGCAGCAGCAGCAAGCCGCAUCCACAAAGCAGGAGCGCACUCCAAGAGCAACAAGACGCCUCUGCAGACACCUGAGCAACUUCUGCUACAUGUACAAUUUGAAAAACAACUAAUUAAUAUGAGAAAACUGACGAUUUGGUUCUAAUAUAUGCACGCUGGUUGUUUCUCCUUUUAUGUAAGAUCUGAGUUGGUUGGAUGAUGCGCUUCUGACUUGGAUUAACGCGCGGUGAUAAAGGGCGAUUCUGCGCACUUGGGAAAAUUAUGUAAGGUUGUCCUGGCAUCUUAGACUGCAGUAUUACCCUCAGACACAGCCAUGAAAUCAGUGCUGGACGGUGUGGCGGACACCACCUUCCGGACUAUUACAUCUGGUUUACAGUAUUUGGGUUCCAACGACGCUAACUAUGAGGACCCCAUCAAUGAUGUAAACUUCAAGGGCAGCUUCUCUCUGCAGAAGCCCUUAUCUGCUUUCCGGAGCAACUCUUUCCCCAACAAAGUACCUGCAGAUGAGGAGCUCAUCCUCAAGGGCAUCCCAUUCUACCCCACCAACGCCACAGACUUGUUUGGCAACAGGAGCACAUUCAGAGAUGAGACUAACAACAUACAAUGUGGGGAGAACUUUAUGGACAUGGAGUGUUUCAUGAUCCUGACUCCCAGCCAGCAGCUGGCUGUGGCUGUGAUGUCUCUGACUCUGGGUACCUUCACAGUGCUGGAGAACCUGGUGGUGCUCUGCGUCAUCCUGCAGUCUCGCACCCUCCGCUGCCGGCCAUCCUACCACUUCAUCGGCAGUCUUGCUGUGGCUGACCUGCUGGGCAGUGUCAUCUUUGUCUAUAGCUUUUUGGACUUUCAUGUUUUCCACAGGAAGGACAGCCCCAAUGUUUUUCUCUUCAAGCUGGGUGGAGUCACAGCAUCGUUCACGGCCUCAGUGGGAAGCCUUUUCCUCACUGCCAUUGACCGCUACAUCUCUAUCCACCGGCCUCUCGCCUACAGGCGCAUUGUGACACGGACCAAGGCUGUAAUAGCCUUUUGUAUGAUGUGGACAAUCUCCAUCGUCAUCGCAGUGCUACCUCUGCUUGGCUGGAACUGUAAACGUCUCAAAUCUGUUUGUUCAGACAUAUUCCCUCUCAUUGAUGAGAAGUACCUGAUGUUCUGGAUAGGUGUAACCAGUGUGCUGGUUCUUUUCAUUAUCUACGCCUACAUAUAUAUUCUGUGGAAAGCACACCACCACGCUGUGCGCAUGUUAAGUCGCGCCUCCCAGAAGAGCCUUGUUGUCUAUUCAGCAGACGGGACUAAAGUGCAGACCACACGCCCUGAGCAGGCACGCAUGGACAUCCGUCUGGCCAAGACCCUGGUGCUGAUCCUGGUGGUGCUGGUCAUCUGCUGGGGUCCAGUGCUCGCUAUCAUGGUCUAUGACCUCUUCUGGCGAAUGGACGAUGACAUCAAGACAGUAUUUGCAUUCUGCAGCAUGCUCUGCCUACUCAACUCCACUGUCAACCCAAUCAUCUACGCCUUGAGGAGCAAGGACCUGCGGCACGCCUUCCUCAGCUCCUGCCAUGCCUGCAGGGGCAGUGCCCAGCAGUUGGACAAUAGCCUCGAGUCAGACUGCCAAAACAGAAAUGCCAACAUUUCUGCCAACAGGGCUGCAGAGAGCUGCGUGAAGACCACUGUGAAAAUAGCCAAAGUAACAAUGUCUGUGUCAACGGAAACUUCAGCAGAAGCUGUUUAAUUGGCUGUCAUGGGGAAAACUGUGUAAAUGUCAUUCUCUCAAAAACAAUGCCAUUUCACAAAAUAAAGCAAAAGUUAGGUAUUCCAGAGAAAAUCUCUCCUGAAAGUGUUACAUCCUCACAUAGAUGCUCUAGUUGUUGCAUACGUUUCUGUUUGUGUAAGAGUACAUAGUGUGCCAAAGUGCCAAAUGGUAUCACAAGGUCAAAGAAAGAACUCACGAUUGGAAAGGAUUAUCGAAGACUAUCAUAAAUCUGCUGUUUACCAUUGACUUCAUGGUAACCAAUUAGCAAAGGCAUAUUAUAUUUUUGUACUGUAAAUUCAGGUUUUGAAAACAAUAUAUCUUCAUUUAUGGGAUAAGGGGCUACUGACAUUUUUAAUUAGAGAUGUUUUACUGUCAUUUCAACUUUAACAUGUGUCUUGCUCUUGCAUCAUAAUAUAACAAAUCCUCAUGCCUUGACUUUCUAAAGGCUUCAUGAACAUUUUGCAUUUAGACAGUUCUUUAAGCAAAACAGUGAAAAUAAUUAAAUUGACUGUGAUUGUUUUUUGUUUGUUUGUUUUUCCAAAAUUGUCAUUAAACAUGUCACUUUUGUACUUUUUCUGACAACACUCAGUGAGUGGCAAAUGUGUGAAGAGAUUAUUGAGAAAAAAGAGAUGGUUCAUGUUCAAGGAAAAAUAUUAUCACCAUGACAAAAUAAACUCUAGAUAGAGGUAGAUAGACUCACAGCUUGAGUUGGUGAAAUCUGAAAUGGCAUUUUCUGUGGCAGAGUAAUUGUCCCUGAUGUCCAUUUCUUUCCUUGCUAGCUGUUACACCUUCAGAGUAUCGUGUCUUUGUUCUAAUGUGUACCUAACAACUGUACAGUGUUUUCUUGCUAAAUAAAGUGUUGAAGUUCACUCAUUCGGCUAUACAGCUACGACAGCAACAGCACCAAGCUUUUGGUCAAAGCUUAAACAGAUCAGAACUGAUUUCAGAUACAGUGUGCUGGUCACUACUGUAUGAAACUGAAGGGGAGUUCUGACUAUAGCUGCUCUCAUUAAAUGUAUGAUUUUACUGGAUUCAGCCGUGUAUGUGUGUGAAACGUCGUGACUUGGUGAUAUAUUUCCGACCCCAAGCCUUUUGAUCAUUGCAGUGAGUUGUUUUAGUGCUACUGUUGCAGCGGGGCAUCAUUUCAAUAAAAUAAAGCAACCCAUGCACAGGGCUUGUGAAGUAGUUUUGGCGUAACUCUAAAUAAAAAUAUGUCUGCUGUUAAUUUUACUUAUCAAAACAAAGAAACAAAGGUCUUUUCUUUAGCUGGUAACUUGAGUAGAAGUUUGUGUGUAUGCAUUUGGUGGGGCAAUGAGAAAUGACCUUACAAAAGAAGCUGAAAAGAUGUGAUUUUUCUACUAGGUGAUGUAAAACUUUUAAACUAGAAAUCUCACGGCACAAUUGUUCUGUAGACAUUUAUCUUGGUGUAAAGUAUCCAGACAGCUGUUUAUCAAUAUGCUUUGCUGCCUCUUGUAUUAUUGAGUAUUGAAGAUCAAAAUGUCAAAUGUCAAGUGGCUUCUGUACAUUGGUCGCAUAAUGAGGAAUCUAUGACCUAAAAAUCACAGUCAAGUGUUUUUAGUAUUGCUGUUUACAAACUUUUGAAUAAAGUCGCAGCUGAUCGUCAUUU